Molecule: messenger RNA, 1680 nt
Organism: Morchella sextelata
Lineage: Eukaryota; Fungi; Ascomycota; Pezizomycetes; Pezizales; Morchellaceae
Exons: 5
Coding region: 1-1680 (559 amino acids)
Molecular function (GO): monooxygenase activity; iron ion binding; heme binding
Source: RefSeq, a predicted model, not a curated record
AUGAGACUUCUAAUCAUCUUCAGUUGUCUUAUCGCGUUCUUCCUGGCCCGUUGGUUCAUCCUGCUCCGACGCAGUCUCCAGGCAGCAAAAAAGACCGGCCUUCCAUAUAUCUGUAGACCACUUCACCAAGGAAACCUCGCCUACCUGUUGUGGAUGCCCAUCCUUGACUGCUUGAUAGACUACCUGCCAGACUGGCUCGCGACAAUCCUGGACCCCAGAGACUAUUCGGGCGUCUACCGUAACUGGCGGUUCAAAGCAGGAUAUGAAAACCAUAGUGUGCUAGGGGAUGUGUUCUUAGUCGUGUCCCCAGGGUUCCUGGCCCUUGAGGUGGCCGAUCCGCAUGUGUGUGCUCAGAUAACGGAUAGACGCAUGGACUUUGUUAAGGAUUUUGAUUUAUAUCUGCCGUUACGUGUAUUCGGCCGCAACAUCAUCGAGACCGAAGGCGAGACCUGGAAAAGACAUCGCCGCGCUGUUACGCCGCGAUACACUGAUGCCAUUCACACAUUCGUCUGGGACCAAGCAACCAUUUUAGGAAGGGAAAUGCUCUCGGAAUGGAAGCAUCUAGUAGAUACAAAUACGCCUAUUCAAGCGCCAUAUACUUCGCGUGAAUUCAGAGAUCUAGGAACGUUGGCUAACCGCGUCGUUAUGGCUGCCGUGUUUGGUGUCUCUUUGUCAUUUAGAACAGGGCAAUCCCCAGAAGAGCUGGCAGUGUCUGAAUUUGCCCACUCUAUGGAAACCAUCAAUGCAGGUCUUCGCCUUGUGUUGAUGUUUCCACAAUUGAUAAUGCCGUACGUGCCGGGUAUUGGUCACCUAUCGAAGGCGAUGAAUCAUGUCACUUUAUAUAUGACAAACUUUCUGGACUGCCACAUAAACGAAAAAAACAAGCUCGAGCCCUCUACUAAAGUCGGCAUAUUGGACGGCCUGAUGAACGCAUUGGCACCGCCAGGCACUGUACCAACAGAAGUCCAGUUAUCACGCAGCGACGUGAUUGGAAACAUGUUCGCAUUAGGAUUCGCUGGCUCAACAACGUUGACAGACACCAUGCACUUUUCCAUAGUUCUGCUUGCCCUCUAUCCCAAAGUGCAGCUCUGGGUCAUGGAGGAGCUGGACCAGUUUGUGACCGAGUAUGGGCAGCAGAAGGACGGGUGGAAAUACCACAAGGUGUUCCCCAAGCUGGUCAGGCUUUCAUGUGUCCUGAUGGAAACGCUGCGCCUCUUCCCCGCAGUUCCCAUGAUCCCAAAGUACGUCGAGGACAAGCCCCAAAUCCUCAGCUACAAAAACGACACCUUCACCCUUCCGCCCCAAACAAGGAUCGCGCUCUCCGCCUGCGCGCUACACCGCAACCCACACGUAUGGGGGGCCGACGCCGACAAGUUCCGCCCCGAGCGGUGGCUCGCUGACGACUCAAAGUCCCUACGUCCGGAGCCGGUAGAGGGGAGCUUCGUUGGCUUCAGCCGUGGAGCAAGAAGGUGCCUCGGCAGGCGGUUUGCAGAAGUGGAGUAUACAGCCGUGCUGUCAGAGAUUUUACGAAGCUGCAGGAUCGAGCUGGCGCCUGAGAAGCCGGGCGAGACAAUGGAGGAGAUGAGUCUCAAGGUAAAGAAAAUGUUGGAGAUGAGCAAUAUAGAUUUUACGAUGCAUGUUGGUGGGAGGGUGCUGCUGAGAUUUGUCGAGAGGUUUUAG